AUGUCGUCACCUUUUACGGAGGUACCGGACAGCAAAACGCUCUUCAAGGACACUGAGUUUAUCGAAAGUAAUCAAGAUGUGGCAGAUCAGUGGGUGUCCAUUCGAGACCUGUAUCCGAGCGGCGUGAACCAGCCGCUGCUGCCGGAAGCAUUCUCGCGCGAGCAGUUCGGCCAGGGCAACCACUAUGAAUGCUUCAUGAUAUCGGCACUUGCAACGCUGAUCCGCUUCCCGGAUGUAAUCCGCAACUGCUUUGUGACGAAGAAGGUGCGCCAGGAUGGUCGCUACACGUUCCAGUUCUUCCGCGGACAGGAGUGGGUGAGGGUCGAGAUCGACGACACCAUUCCUUUAGAGGAUGAUGCAGUUCUGUACGCGCAGUCCCCGACCGAGCACUGGUGGCCGCUGCUGCUGGAGAAGGCGUACGCGAAGUUCUACACCGCCUACGACCACCUCGAGGGCUGCACCCUUUUAGAGACAUUCCACGACCUGACAGGCAACCCGGUGCUGAACAUCCCCAUGGACGCCAAGCUGGCCAAGGCGGCCGGCGUCAAUACCAAAGAUGGACCGUACUGGCUGUCGAUGGGUGAAGGCCUGCUGCGCGGCGACUACGUUUUGUCUGCCCUUACGAAGCAUUCGGAACUGGAAAGUAUCGGGAUGCAGUCGGAGCAGCAAUACGCUAUUCUAGGUAUCUUCUCCCUUACUGGAGCUUCGGCGUUAGACGACAUUGUUAUUCAUCUGCACAACCCCUUUGAAGACGAUGAGUACGAGUACAGCGGUCCAUUAAACAAGAAGGAUAGUAAGUGGCCGGCGAAGCUGCGGCAGCAAUACCCCGUAGACGACCGCUAUUCUAUCUUUAUUCCGCUGAAGCUGCUUCUGAAAUCCCUGAACUCCAUCCAGUACUGCCUUAUGCGCACUGUAGAGGCUGUGUCGCAAACAUACCGCGCUGCAUGGAAAGGUGAGUCGGCUGGCGGCAAUCCGACGAGUGUGUUGUGGCGCAAGAACCCAUUCUUCCUGGUGCGAAACAGUGGCCCAACGGACAUCAAGAUCGUCACGAUGGUACAGCAGGAAGACCAUCGCCGUUUCUCCGACCCGGAUAGUGACGCAACUUACGUUCAGUGUGGCGUUGUCGUGACUCGGUUCACCUACCAGCAUCCGAUCCCGACCUUUUACGUCACCGGAAACAGCCACAAGACAACCUUCAAGGGCCUCUUCCUCAACUCGCGCGAGGUGGCGAACAUAAUUAUGAUCCCAGCGCACUCCAUGUGCUACCUCGUCCCCUCCUGCAUGCACAAGGGCGCUGAGGCUAGUUUUCAGUUAUCGCUGUACCACUUCAAGGAUCAAGAUUAUUCGCAGCUCUCAGUAGAGCAGCUGGCCAUCCCCGGCAUGAACUGGGCCAGCCCCGCAACGAAAGACAUCGAGCUGUGCCACAAGAAAAAGGACCGUGUUGACUUUUACGUUGAUGAAGGGACAGAUAUCCACAUCCUCGUGCACCAAACAAAGCCCUACGUGAGCAAGUCCGGUGGCGACGCCAUGACGGAGGACUACAUGGGCAUGUACCUCUACGACGACACGGACCGCAAGAUAGCCGGCGUGCACGCUGCCACGAACUUCCGCGAGAUCAGCAUCAUCCACCGCCUCCCCCGCAGCGGUCGCUAUGCCAUCUCCAUCACGUGCCCGCGUGCGAAGGGCGAGGUGCCGGCGUACAUCACCAUCGUUGGCUCGCACGCCUCGAACGUACGCAUCGUCGACCCACCAGAGGAUGCCACGAUGUUCGACGAUGAGGACAUCAUCGACGAAGGCGAUGAGGCCGCCCUCGUGGAGAACCCGAUCGACUACGUCCCCGUCGUAUUCGAUGUGGCGCACCACGGCGAGCAGGCCGAAAGCGAUUCCCCGUUCGAGGACAAGCGCUUCUACGUGGACAACCGUGGCGCCACGAGCGAGCCGUGGGUGCACAUUGGCGACCUUUACCCCGAAGGCAAGGCGAAACCGCUGCUGCCGGACGAGCUGAGUCGCGACCAGUUCGGACAGGGCGACCACUACGACUGCAGUACGCUGACGGCGUUCGCGGCACUGCUGGAACGCCACCCCGACGUGAUCCGCAACUGCUUCAUCUCGAAGAAGCCGCGCAAGGACGGCCGCUACACGUUCCAGUUCCACCGCUACGGGCAGUGGAUCAAGGUGGAGAUCGACGACCGCAUUCCGAUGGUGAAGGGCGACACGGUGUUCUGCCGCUCGCCGACGCACCACUGGUGGCCGCUGCUGCUGGAGAAGGCGUACGCGAAGUUCUACACGCUUUACCAAAACCUCGAGGAUAUUUCGCAGGGCGAGGUCUUCCACGACUAUACAGGUCGGCCGUGUGUCUCUGUCUCGACUGACCCGGCGGCGGCGAAGGUGAACAUGUCCUACUUCGACGACGUCCCCUACUGGAAGGAGCUGGCUAGCAAGUUGCCGGACUUGUGCACGACUGCGCUGGCGAGCGGCAAAGAUGCGGAGCAGUACGGUUUGCUGACGGGACGGUAUUACGCCCUACUGGAUAUUGUACCGAUCAGAGACGGGCAGCGGGUUUGUGACAUGCUUGUGAAGAUGUACAACCCGUAUGAAGACUCGCCGUACAAGGGCCCCAUGAACGCCAAAGACGGAGCGUGGACUAGAGAGCCACUGAGCAGGUUUCGACCCCGGAAGGAUAGCCACGCUUUCUACAUCCCUGCCAACAACUUUGUUACAGGCUUUUCGGGGAUGCAGAUGGGCUACGUUGAUGGUCUUGCCGAGCCUCCUCGGUACUUCAACAGUGAGUGGGGCCCGAACACGAAUGGUGGGGACACGUCCCUCGUAUCGUGGCGCCAGAACCCCAUGUUCAUUUUUUCAAACCCGACGAAAGACAUUGUGCAGCUUGUGGGCAUGCUUCAUCAGCCGGAUCGGCGACACUUGCGGCACACCAUGCCAAACCAUGAGCUGGCUUAUCCCAUGAAAGGACUUUCUGUCGCCCAGGCAAACCCCAGCGCUGCAGGCAUCUCGACGCACCUGGUCACCCUCGAUAAUCACCGUCUUAUUCACUGCGAGACGCCGGUGCCGGUGCGCGAGGUGGCCAACGUGCUGACGAUUCCGCCACAGUCGCUGUGCUACGUCGCUGGACACUGCAGCAACCGCGCUAUCAGCAAAUUUAUUCUCUCCUAUUGGUUCAUGCGGGCGGACGAUGGCGAGAAGCUGCGCAUUGAACGCUACCGCCCGACGGUGGCGCAGCACCAGCCGGCCAUCGCGCACGUCGAUCUCCGCAACCAAGCAAACGCGCGGGUCGACUUUUUGGUCGACACGCCGACGGACGUGCACGCGGUACUUGGGCAGGAGAAGGCGUUUGAUUCUCCUCAGGGUGGUAACGUGAUCGCCGAAGACUACGUUGGUGUCUACUUGUGCGAUCUGCAGAACAAUCGCAUCAAGGGACUUCCGUCCGCCGUGAACUACCGCGAGGUGAGUCUCGUGACGCACCUCACGAAACCAGGUCACUAUGCCUUCCUCAUUACCUGCCCCCGGGGUAGCGGUGAUGUGCCGUGCAAGAUGGAGAUCUGUGCGGUUGAGGGGGCACACGUGCGCAUCACAGAGACGCCGCAGGAUGCUGCCGCUCUGGGCGCGAUGGACAUGGCCUUCCUCGAGUCGCACCCAGAGAGUAUUCCACUAUCGGAGUUACCCAUUGACAGGGAUAUCCAGUUCCAGGACGACUUGGCCGCACUCGAGCGCCUCCUCAACGACCCGUCUGCGAACACGGAGGAGAUUCAACGCCUCCAGAAUUGCCUGAACAAGCGGGCGCAUGAGUUGGCAAAGGCAAAACUGGCCAGUGAGCGGCCGAUCUACCUGGCAGGCCACGACCUCCAUUCACUAAACCCGCUGCUGGACGAUGACCAGGUGUACAUGGAUGCGGAACGUGAGCGGUACUACCUCAAACAGGAUCUGCGCAAUCAUUACAAGUUGUCUGCACAGGAGGCUAAGCUGCGCAGCAUCGCCGACAACAUCGCGGACGAGCUUCUUCACAUCGACCUCUCUUUCAUCGAUACGCGGCCUGAGGGAAUCCCACGCGACGCGAUUCCGAUGAUCUCCGACGAGGCAUUCGCCGGGAUGAUGACGGACCUGCUGCGUCUACGACGUCGUCCGGAGUCGAAUGCGUCCGCCAUUCGCGACGUUGAAUAUCGCCUCGUGAAAAGAGCGACGGAAAUGGCUCGAUCUAUGCACGAAGCCGAGCGCACCUACCUCGAUCGAGAACCGGAGUUUGUCCCUCUGGACUUGUUGCCGCUGAACACAGACGAACGCUUCUGCGCCGAAGAGGACGAACUCAGGCAGCUGCUCCGCUCAUCCACCACUUCCCAAGCGACUGUCACCGCAUUGCAAGCGAAGAUAAACAAACACGCUCAUGAACUGGCGCAGCAGCUGAAGGAUGGGGAGCGUGGCAAGGUUCUGGCCGACUCGUACGAGGGCAUACCGACGUCGGAGCUGCCGCUCGACACGGAUGCCGCUUUCCACGAGAUGGAGGUGGAGCGGCUGCGCCGACUGCGCACCGGCACCGAUGCGGAUGCGGAGGCUGCGCGUCUGGGGGACGAGAUGCGGAAGCGCGCGCGUGAUCUGGCUGUGUCGAUGAAGGCGAGCGAGCGAGCGAUGCUGCGGAGCAUGGAGACGCCGCUGACGGCGGGGCAGGUGGACGCGCUGCUGGACAGCGACACGGAGACUGCUGACAUGGAGCGAAGGCUGCGCGAGCUGAGAAAGAGGCCGGACAAGAACGCCUCGGCGAUCAAGUCGCUGGAGAAGGAGGUGCAGAAACGUGCGCAGGGGCUCGCUGACGGGCAUCUUGCCGAGGAGCGUUCCAAGUAUUUGGCGGCAGAGUACGGAGGCCGUGCGAUGGGGACGCUUCCUCUUGACGGCGACGCCGCGUACCGUGACGCGGAGGCAGCGCGCAUGAAAAUGCUCGAGUCUGGCCACGCAGACCCCGCUGCGCUGCAGCGGCUGAUCGACACGAUGGGGGAGCGUGCGGCGGGCAUUGCCCACGGCAUGAACGUCGCCGACCGUGCCAAGUACCUGCCAAAGGCUCUGCGCGGUGUGCCUCUGCGGGCGCUGCCGCUGGACGAUGACGCGGAGUUUCGGCGCUUGGAGCACGCACGUGCGCGUGCGGCGUGCACGCCUGGCCACAAGGCCGAGGUCACAGCUCUGGAGGCGCAGCUCCUUGCCCGCGCGGAUGCGUUGGCGCGAGCCCGACUUGAGGGUGACCGCGCGUAUCUUGCGCCGGAGCCGGCGGGGGUUCCUCUAGAGCUGGUGCCGCUGGACGAGGAUGCCGAGUUCUGCGCGAAGGAGGCGCAGCGCGCGGAGCUGAAAGAGAAUGGGAAGACCGACCGGACCGGCAUAGCGCUCAAGGAGACGGAGCUGAACGCGCGUGCCGUAGUGGUUGCGCAGCAGCUGAAGGAUGGGGAGCGUGGCAAGGUUCUGGCCGACUCGUACGAGGGCAUACCGACGUCGGAGCUGCCGCUCGACACGGAUGCCGCUUUCCACGAGAUGGAGUUGCAGCGGUUGAGACUGAAGGUGACGGACUCUCAGCUCAGUGGGACAGUUAAGGGUAGCGUUGAUUUCGCGCUAAAUCGGCGGGCAGCUGAGUUGGCGCGCUGCCUUCGCGUUGCGGAUCUCUCCUCCGUUGAUGACGUUCCUCUUGGUCUUGCGAAGGAGGUGCUGGAUUUGCACAACGACGCGAUUGGGGCAGCACUCAUCAAUGACUUGCGGCUGCUCCGCAAGAAUCCUUCGGGCAGCGCUGUCAUUCUCCGCGAGAAGGAGUCGGCGUUGAAUAACCGCGCUUUCGAGGUGGCGCGAAGGCUGCUGGCAGGCGAUCGGACGAAGUACCUCGACCCCAGGCCGCGCAGCAUUCUGCUGGAGCAUAUUCCGCUUGACGAGGACGUUGUGUUCCACGCUUUGGAGGUGGAACGAAGCAUGAUAAAGGUCACCGACCCGGUUAACUGCGGCGCUGCUGUACGCAAGGCGGAGAGCAUGCUGAAGGACCGCGCAUGCCAGCUGGCGGAGUUGGUGAUGAAGGACGAUCUUUCCCACUUUCCCCCACUCUACAAUGGCAUCUGCACAAAGGAUCUGAAGCCGCACUCCGAUCGCCUCUUCAGCGAGGCAGCCGAGAAGCGUCGCGCCUGCGUGCGCGACGGGACCGUCACAUCUACGGAGAAUAUUGAGCAAAUCAUGGAUGACCGUCUGAACGAGCUUGCGCGGGAGCUUAAGGAAGGUGAGCUGUACUUUAUUGACCCCAACCCAGAGGGGGUGCCGCUAUCACAGCUGCCGCUGAGCACCGACGAGGCCUUCAAUGACUUGCGGCAUCGGCGACAGGAGCUCAAGGAGAGCGAUCCAAUGGAAAACCGGAAGGCUAUUGCUGGUCUAGAGGACGAGAUGAACAGCAGGGCGGCGGAGCUUGCUCGCAGUGUGCUGAGCAGAGACUUUGACGACGUGGACAAGCUUCCAUUGGGUAUUCCGCUGGACCUGUUGAAGCCGCGCCAAGAUACUGAGGUGGUGCGGCUAAUCGACGAGCUGCGGCAGUCGAAGCGUUUGCCACAGCUGAAGCAUAAUGUCGCGGAACUGCAGGCAAACUUGAACAAGCGUGUCCACGAGCUUGCAACGGCGGCGCUGGAGGAAGGGCGCGACACAUACCUUGACCUCCACCCUGAAGGUGUUCCGCGUGAGAUACUGCCGCUGAGUACUGACGCGGUGUUCCAAAAGGAGGUGCAGCGGACAAUUCUGCGUCUGAAGGACCCCGUCAAGCACGCUGGUGCCAUAGCGAAUCUGGAGAGCGAGCUCAAGGCUUGCGUGAAAGAGUUGGCACUCGCGCAGAAGGAGGAGGACCUGCGCGGUCUGGAUCAGCACCCGCACGACCUGCCGUUGGCACUCCUGCAGCCGCACCAGGAUGCCGAGCUCGGGAAGACGAUAGAUGAGCUGCGCUGGCUAAAAGCGUCGGAAGGCGAUAGGCAAAUUGCGAUAAAGGAGGUGCAGUCUCGCAUGAACGACCGUUGCUACGCGAUGGCAGACGGUGUCAUGAAGGAGGACCGCGGUUACCUGCAUCCGAAACCGGAGAAGGUGCCACUUGGGCGCCUGCCGCUCGACACGGAUGCCGCCUUCCACGUUCUUGAGGCGGAGCGGGCAAAGCUGAAGCUGACAGACCCCAGGAAGAAUGAGCACCAAAUCGCCGACUUGGAAGAUCAGCUGAACACCCGCGCAGCGGAGCUGGCCAGGGCUGUGAAGAUGGAAGAUCUCAAGUCGCUGGCGCAGACACCGUGCGGCAUCCCGUUGGAGCUGCUGAACCUGCAUGAGGACCCCACGCUUAGUGCGUUGAUUGCGGAGAAGGAGCAGCUGCCCGAGGGCCACAGCGCAGAUUCGGUCGCCAGGCUGCUCCGCGCGAUGAACCAAUGCGCGAUGAUAGCAGCCACCAAGCUUCUCCGUGGCGACCGCGGUUACCUCGAUCAGGACCCGGAGGGCCUGCCUCUUGCGCAUCUGCCUCUUGACACCGACGCGGCCUUCUAUGAGAUGGAGGUGGAGCGGGCAGUUCUGAAGGCGCGUGAUCCUGUCAAGAACUCUUCCGCCAUAAAGGGCCUCGAGGUCCAACUGAACAAGCGUGCGCACGAUCUGGCGAAUGUGGCACUCGCGAUGGAUCGUGGCUACCUCAACCCACAGCCGGAAGGUGUGUCGAUCGAGGAGCUGCCACUCUUCACGGACAGCAAGUUCCACUCGAUGGAGGUGGAGCGGGCGAAGUUGAAGGUGUCCGGCGCGGAUGGGAACGCGGAGCGUAUGCAGGAGCUGGAGGGCCGCCUCAACAAACGCGCGGCGAGUCUGGCGAGGAAGCAACUCGAGGAGGACCUGAACGGGCUGGACCAGGAGCCUGAAGGGUACCCGCUCAACUUACUGCGGCCUCACAACGACGCGGUCUUUGCUGCGGAGGUGGUGUCGCUGCGUCGGGUCAAGAAGGAGCCGCUGGUAAGUGCGGCUAAGGUGCGCGACGCGCAAGAGGCGCUUAAUGUGCGCGCGCACGGGCUGGCCAGGGAGCGCAUUGCGGUGGAUCGCGCUCGGCUGGACCAGGAACCGGAGAACGUGCCGCUGUCACUGCUGACGCUUGAGGAAGACGCGCUGUUUGUGGCGAUGGAAAAGGAGCUCCGAUUACUAAAGGCUUCUGACAAGCAGAGCCCGAGGGCAAUCGCCGAGGCGGAGGGGCGGAUGAACGACCGCGUGCACGUGAUGGCUGCCAAGGUGAAGGCGGAGGGCCGCGACUUUCUUCGAAGCAAGUCGUCCGAUAUUCCGAAGGAGCUCCUGGCCCUCGACGCGGACAAGACCUUUGUGGCCAAGGAGAAGGAACUUUGGAAGCAGAAACUGCAGCCAAAUGCCCCUCACUCCUCCAGCGCCGCCGCCGACUUGCGACGCGAGCUGCAGGCGCGGGCCGACGAGGUGGGUGUCGCGCAGCUGAAGGGUGACCGUGACAAGUACCUCGACAUGAAUCCCGAAGGUGUGGACCUGUGCGACAUCCCGCUCGACACCGACCAUGUUUUCCACGGAAUGGAGGUCGAACGGGCAAUCCUGCUGGCCCAAGACGCGACCGGCAGAGGUUCUGCAGUGGAGGAACUGGAGAAGAAGCUGAAUGGGCGCGCCCACGAGUUGGCGCAUGAAAUUGUCGUGGGCGAUCGCGGCUACUUGCCGGAAGAGAUGCACGGCAUCCCUUUGGAGGAGCUACCCCUGGAUACGGACAGGAGGUUCAUGAAGCUGGAGCGGCAGCGCCGUGCGCACAAGCGCUCACCUGACAUGAAGAAGGAAGUGGCGGCUGAUGAGGAGGAGCUACGCAAUCACGCGCUGAAGUUGGCGGACGAGGUGAUUGCGAUGGAUGUGGAGCCCAUCAAGGCGUUCUACCGCGGCAUCGCGAAGGAGGAGCUCAACCUGCACGCUGACUCGGCGUUUCGCGAGCUCGCGAAGAAGCGCCGCCGGCAACGUGGUAAGGGGCGUGUCGAGGCGGCGGAGAUGGCCGUCAUCGAGGACGAGAUGGACCGCCGCGCCUGUGAGAUUGCCGAUGACUUGAUCAACGCCGAGCGUGCCUUCCUCGACCCCCAGCCGGAGGGCAUGUACAUAAAUGAGGUUCCGCUCGAUGACGACCCGACAUUCCAGAAGCUGGAACAGGAGUACCGCCGGCGCCGCAGGGACCCACGUUCGGCGAAUCAGAAUGAAGAUGUGCUUCGCGAGCUCACCAAGGCGAUGAACCGGCGCUCCCACACCCUCGCACGGGCCGCCUUUGCGAAGACCCGCGGCUUCAUGGAGCAGGAACAGGAGGGCAUCCCGUUGGCUGAGCUCGGUCUGGACGAGGAUCCAGAGUUCAAGGAGGCGGAAAUCGCGCGGUACCGCAUGAACCACAGCGCCUAUCCCAACGCGGCCACGGUGGCCGAGAUGGAAUUGCGCAUGAACGAAAGAGCGAAGGAGCUUGCGUGUGCAACACUGGCUGCCGACCGCGUCUUUAUGGACCCCAUGCCGGAGGGCGUGCUGCUGGAGGAGCUGCCGCUGGACUCGGAUAAGGAGUUCGGCGACCUCGCAAGAGAGCGGCGCCGUCGCAAGAAAAUGCUGAAGGGAGGCAUGGGUGAGGCAGAAGUCAGGGCUAUCGAGGAGAAGAUGAACGCUCGUUCGCACGAGCUGGCCAAGGAAUUCCUCGAGGCGGAGCGGGCCUUUCUGUCACGCGAGCCGGAAGGUGUGCCGCUGACGGAUUUGCCCCUCAACGCCGACUCACUGUUCCGCACUAUGGAGGACGAGCGACUGCAGUUAAAACGCGAGCCUCUCAGCAACACCGCGAUGAUAGCGGCGAAGGAGACGGAUUUGGAGGAUAGGGCACACGUGAUUGCCAAGGAUCUGCUUCGCAAGGAGCGCGCGCUUCUCGAUCAGGAGCCGCUUGGCGUUCCGCUGGAGGAGCUGCCUCUGAAUCACGACGAGAUCCUCAACCCUAUCGAACGUAAGCGCCGAGCACUGAGGGCGCAUCCGAAACGCAAUCAUGAGGCCAUUCGUGCCUGCGAAGAGCAGAUGGCGGACCGCGUUGGGCAGAUCGCGGAGGAUUUUGUAAAGAUGGAGCGGGCGUUUCUGGAUCAGAGUCCGGAGGGGGUCCCGCUGCGCUACCUACCCCUCAACACAGAUCGCGAGUUCCAUGAGAGGGAGCUGCAGCGCCGUAAGCUGCUCCAGCGCCACGAUAAGAGCCGCAGCGAGCUUGCCGACACGGAGCGGAAGAUGAACGAGCGCGUGCACGUGCUCGCCAAGGAUCUGGUCCUCAAGGGGCGCGCCUUCCUUCACUCGGAGCCGUGCGGCGUCCCUAUCGCAGAUGUUCCGUUAAACGAAGAUGAGGGCUUCCGCAAGAUGGAGGAGCAGCGCCGUGCCCUUAAAGAGGCGGGCCGCAGCGCCGCUUCCGUGAAGGCGAUCGAGGAAAAGCUGAACAAUCGCGCCGAGGAGCUGGCGCAAGGGCUCCUGGACGACGAGCGAGCCUUCAUGGACUGCGCUCCGCUCGGUAUUCCGCUGCAGGACCUGCGGCUCAACACGGACCGCCGAAUGCGCGAAAUUGAGCGGACGCGGCGGCACCUUCGUAAGUUCGACCCGGAAGGUGGUGCGGUCGAUAUCGCGGUGCUGGAGUCGGGCAUGAACACUCGCGCGUAUGAGUUGGCCGAUCAGCUGCUGAGCAGCGACCGGGAAUACCUGCAACCGGAGCAGUGUGGCGUGCCGCUAGCGGAUCUCCCGUUGAACACGGAUUGCAUCUUCCACGAAAAGGAAUUGGCACGCUUCCGUGCGAAGAAAAAAGGUCAGACAGACCUGUCGCAGAUGGAGGAUGAGCUGAACAAGCGCGCCAUGGAGCUUGGGGCGGAGUUCAUUCAGACGGAGCGCGCGUACCUUGACCAGGAGCCGGAGGGCAUUCUACUUGAACGGCUGCCGUUGGAUACGGACCCAAUCUUUCACAACAUUGAGCUGGAGCGGCGGCGUCUGAAGCGCAGCGGCGAGAACCCGUCCCAGGUGCUGGAGCUGGAGCAUCUGCUGAACCGCCGCGCGCACGAGCUGGCGAUGGAGCUUCGAGGGUGGCAGGACUCGGAAUUCCAUGCGGCCAAUGAACACGUGGCGGAGCAGUGGGUGCGUGUGUGCGAUCUGUACCCGGAGGGUCGCUACGAGGCCUUCGUGCCGGAAGCCCUGGCGCCGGAUGACGUCGUGUCCGCGCCGCAGGACAUGAGCUACCUUGUCCCGUUCAUUGCCGCUCUGUCGCGGCUCCCGGUGCUGCUGCGGCGUCUCAUAGUUACGCAGGAGGUCCCAGUCAACGCACCUUACACGUUCAUCUUCUUCGAUCCCCACGGCAACCCCGUUUACAUUGAUGUCGACGACCGCGUGCCGUGCAACGACAAGCGGGAGCCGAAGUUCGCGCAGUCGCCGUACCACCUAUGGUACCCGCUGUUGCUGGAGAAGGCGUACGCCAAGUUUGUCGGCGGCUACGACCAGCUUGUCAACUGCACCUCUCUGGAGACGCUGCGUGACCUGACGGGCCGCCCAGUGACGCACACCCCUUUCAAACGGAACCUGGCGGAGGCUGUCAACCCCGACAACUAUACGUCCGUGGACUUCUGGCUAGGCGUGAAAGAGAGCAUGGCGCGCGGCGACGUUGUCGUAUGCUCGUCGAACACUGCGGUACCGAAUGGCAUUCACCCCUGCUGCAGCUACGCGCUCGUCGACGUGGUCAUCACACUGGAGGGCUCCACGAACUUGUCCGACAUUGUCAUCAAGCUAGAAAACUCGUACCGCAACGAUGAGCCGGUCUACACCGGUCCACUUUGCCACACGGACGUGAAGUGGAGCCUGGCGCUGCAGCACGUGUGCCAGUACGACGUGGAGAAGGACGACGUGCUCUACCUACCCCUGCAGACGUUUCUGCGCAACUUCUCGAGCAUGCAGACGUGCCACAUCAACUGCGGUGACCGGCUUACGGCGACGGGCACGUGGAACCGCCGCACGAGCGGCGGUAACGCCAACUUCACGAGCUUCCGCAACAACCCCAUCUUCAUUCUUCAGAACAGCAGCUCUCGUCCGGCGACCGUCCUAGCAGAACUCCGCCACGAGGCGCCACAGUUCGUCGAUCCUGAUGGACGCACCCACUACCCGCAGUCGGGUAUUGUUCUCAUGGAGCCGAAGUCCUCGACAGCCCCGCUGACGCCCUUGAUGACAAACAGCACGGCUAGCUUCCUGCAUAAGAGCAUCAUGCUCGACUCGCGUGAGCUGUGUAGCGUGAUGGAGGUGCCAGCGCACAGCACGUGCCUUUUCAUUCCCUACACAGCCAAGAUAGGCCACUACGGCACCUUUCACGUGUCCGUCUACCCAGGAUCGGCGAAGGUCGCGCUCACUCCGCUUAACUACUGCGGACUCUCGCGAGAGCCGAAGAGCACCGCUGUCACGCUGACACCCGGCGCAGAGAGUCAGCGAGUGGACUUCACGAUCAGCAGCGCUUGCGAUGUGCAUGUGCUGCUGCGCCAGGAGAAGAUGACAGACCGACUGGCCGCGAUUACGGGUGAUGCUAUUGCCGAAGACGACGUGAUGAUGGUGGCGUUCAGCGACCAGGCGAUGAGGCUCACCUCCUCCGGCGAUCCAACAAACGCGCGCGAGCACUCGCUUGUGUUCAGGGCGGAGAAACCGGGCUACUACUCGCUUCUCCUUGCAUCGCCUAAUCAACCUGUCUCUGGCAACAACCCGUGCACUGUGAGCAUCUUCACCCCGAAGCGGGUGAUGGUAAGGUUUGUAGCGCCUCCUGCCGGGGCACGGCAGCUGCAACACACCAGCUUCCCGAACUUGCCACAAAAGCUCACUGCGGCCUCGGGUGGUAGCAGCCCGCGUCGACUGGGAAAGGCCUCCGCCGUGUAUCAGUCGAAGCACCGGCAGCACGCUGAGAGGCUGCCGCCACUGCGCAAAAACGGCGCCCGUCCCAUGAGUCACGGUCCUGUCUCGAGCGGCGACAGGAUUUCUUGCACUUUUUAA
Leishmania mexicana MHOM/GT/2001/U1103 is the source of this 13026-nucleotide messenger RNA. RefSeq names its product putative calpain-like cysteine peptidase. Lineage: Eukaryota; Euglenozoa; Kinetoplastea; Trypanosomatida; Trypanosomatidae. Gene Ontology annotation, biological process: proteolysis. The transcript has a single exon. The record is from RefSeq and is a predicted model, not a curated record. Bases 1 to 13026 code for a protein of 4341 amino acids. Gene Ontology annotation, molecular function: calcium-dependent cysteine-type endopeptidase activity. Gene Ontology annotation, cellular component: cytoplasm.